Molecule: messenger RNA, 1890 nt
Organism: Arvicanthis niloticus (Nile rat)
Lineage: Eukaryota; Metazoa; Chordata; Mammalia; Rodentia; Muridae
Gene: Ica1
Product: islet cell autoantigen 1
Biological process (GO): regulation of transport
Cellular component (GO): Golgi apparatus
Molecular function (GO): protein domain specific binding
Source: RefSeq, a predicted model, not a curated record
CAGGCUCCGCGCUGCCAUUCCGGCUGGCGGCGGCCGCUGCAGGAAGGACCGUUUCCUGCGCUCCCCGCCCCUUCCCUCGCCAGUGCUGACGCUGACGUCGGCGCAGGGAGCUGGAGGGACGCUCGGAUCUCCGCCGGGAGGCUCCUGGGGGCCGGGGCUCUGAGGUUUAAUAUAACAUAUCCUGUCAUGCUUUCUCUCUGCCCCUUCUCAAAUCAUUAGCAGUAGAAAAGAGAAGAAAAGAUGUCAGGACACAAAUGUUAUUCCUGGGAGUUACAGGACCGGUUUGCUCAAGAUAAGUCAGUUGUCAAUAAGAUGCAACAAAAAUAUUGGGAAACGAAGCAGGCCUUUAUCAAAGCCACAGGGAAGAAGGAAGAUGAACAUGUUGUUGCUUCUGAUGCAGACCUGGAUGCCAAGCUAGAGCUGUUCCACUCAAUUCAGAGAACCUGUUUGGACCUGUCUAAAGCAAUUGUGCUUUAUCAAAAGAGAAUAUGUUUCUUGUCUCAAGAAGAAAACGAACUGGGAAAAUUUCUCCGAUCCCAAGGCUUCCAAGACAAAACCCGAGCAGGGAAAAUGAUGCAAGCCACAGGAAAGGCCCUCUGCUUUUCCUCCCAGCAAAGGUUGGCCUUGAGAAACCCUUUGUGUCGAUUUCACCAAGAAGUAGAGACUUUUAGACACCGAGCCAUCUCUGAUACCUGGCUGACAGUGAACCGAAUGGAGCAGUACCGGACAGAAUAUAGAGGGGCGUUAUUAUGGAUGAAGGACGUGUCUCAGGAACUUGAUCCAGACCUCUACAAGCAAAUGGAGAAGUUCAGGAAGGUACAGACACAAGUCCGCCUUGCGAAAAAAAACUUUGACAAGUUGAAGAUGGAUGUGUGUCAAAAGGUGGAUCUUCUUGGAGCAAGCAGAUGUAACCUCUUAUCGCACAUGUUAGCAACAUACCAGACCACUCUGCUCCACUUUUGGGAGAAGACUUCUCACACUAUGGCAGCCAUUCAUGAGAGCUUCAAAGGCUAUCAACCAUAUAAAUUCACAAUGUUAAAGAGCUUACAAGACCCUAUGAAAAAGCUAGUUGAGAAAGAAGGGAAGAAGAGCUCCCGGAGGGAAAAGCGGGAAAAGCGAGAGGCUGCCCCACAGGAGCCCAGGCAGUUAAUUUCUUUGGAGGAUGAGAACCAGCACAAAGAAUCUUCUCCUUCUGAAGAGGGGAAAAGCAUUUUGUCCCCUAUAGACAAAAGUUCUGCACAUGAUGCCUGCUCAGGACCCAUAGAUGAACUAUUGGACGUGAAACCUGAGGAAGGCCAGAAAGAAAUCAGGAGGAAGGGGUUGGACACUCCAGUGUUGCCAGAAAAUACUUGCCUGGGUCCCAUGACGGGGACCCCAGAACCUGAAAGUGGGGACAAGGACGACCUCUUGCUGUUGAAUGAGAUCUUUAGCACUUCCUGCCUGGAUGAGGGGGAGUUCAGCAGAGAGUGGGCUGCAGUGUUUGGAGAUGACCGGCUAAAGGAGCCAGCCCCUAUGGGGGCCCAGGGAGAGCCAGACCCUAAGCCCCAGAUUGGCUCUGGAUUCCUUCCUUCACAACUUUUAGACCAAAAUAUGAAAGAUCUCCAGGCCUCUCUCCAAGAGCCUGCCAAGGCUGCUUCUGACCUGACUGCCUGGUUCAGCCUCUUUGCUGACCUCGACCCCUUAUCAAAUCCUGAUGCUGUUGGGAAAACUGAUAAAGAACACGAAUUGCUCAAUGCAUGAGUCUUCAACCUUCAACAGGGGAGCCCUCGGGCCACUCGGCAGCACCUCAUCCAGGGCCUGCAGAAGUCUAAUGUGCUCAGUAUGCUGUUUUAAUAUUUACAUGCCAUUUUAAUAAAAUGAGAGGGUCAAGGCCCUGUUUCUAUCGCUAUA